AUGGGGGUGACCGUCAGUGCCAGCACAAAACUCUCUGCCUUCUGCCCCACACCAAAAGUGAUCAGGUGCAUGACCAACACCCCUGUCAUUGUCCGGGAAGGUGCUACAGUCUAUGCCACUGGGACUCAUGCGGAUGUGGAGGAUGGGAAGCUCUUGGAACAACUGAUGGCCAGCGUAGGCUUCUGCACCGAGGUGGAGGAGGACCUGAUAGAUGCUGUAACGGGGCUCAGUGGCAGUGGCCCUGCGUAUGCGUUCACCGCUCUGGAUGCUCUGGCAGACGGGGGAGUGAAAAUGGGACUUCCCCGCAGGCUGGCUGUUCGACUCGGAGCACAGGCUUUGCUGGGUGCUGCCAAAAUGCUGUUAGACUCUGAGCAGCAUCCUGGUCAGCUGAAGGACAACGUCUGCUCGCCCGGGGGAGCCACCAUCCAUGCCCUGCAUUUCCUGGAGAGCGGUGGCUUUCGCUCACUCCUAAUCAAUGCUGUGGAGGCUUCCUGCAUCCGGACGAGGGAGCUGCAGCAUCUGGCAGACCAAGAGAAGAUCUCCCCAGCAGCCAUAAAGAAGACUUUGUUGGAUAAGGUGAAGCUGGAGUCUCCUUCUCUGUCUGUGGCAUCUGCCAGCAAAGUCAGUCUGUUCACCAGUAAGAGCCCCAGCAGCAAGAAGAACUGACCAGACCGCCGUAGUCUGGCUGUGCUGAACAUCAGUCUCCUCUGUGCCCUUUCUUUUUUGUAUAAGGAAAAAAAGCUCACUCUCAGUGUUGGUGUCCCCCAAUACCUGGCUCUUGGCUUGCAGCAGCUGCGGGGCAGUGCAGCGCUGUAGAAGAGGGUCUUUAACCUGUAGUGGGGUUGGUACAAACUGUCCCUGGCGUUGCUGCUCUUUGUUGGGCAGGGGUGAGAUCCUCAUCAGAGCUUCAUCAUGGGCAUUGUUUGUCCAGAAGCCUUGGUUACUUCUAGGCAGCGUUCGUGGUGUCCCAUGCAGAAAUGGUUUCUGAUAGGAUUUUUUAAGAGGUAUCAGAAUGCCUUUUGGUCUUAGAAGUUUGAACCAGGCCUAGAUCCCUCCUGCCCCAUCUUGCAUCUGCUGUCAGAGCUUGUGUCUUGUCGCUGUCUUUAUUAGAGCAGAUGCUGCCACACAAAUGCAGGGCUGCACAAUACAUUAGAGGCUGGGCUCUAAAGCACCUCUCAGAAGGGACCAAAGUGCCUCUGCCCUGUCUCAUAUCUGCCUUGACUUUGAGAGACAGAUGGUGUGAACCUCUGGACCCUCUUUGCCAGCUGCCCCUUCUCUGUGCUCUGUCUGGUUUGGGGUGCUGUGAACUGCUCUCGCUGCCCCACUGUUGCUGGUAGCCUGGCUUGGGUGUUGGGCAGGUGGAGGGGUAGCGAGUGCUCCCUUUUCCCUUUGACACCUCUUUGUGCUCUCCAUGGGCAGAAUCUGUUCCCACCCACCCAUGGAUAUGUUUCAGCGUCACUGUGCUCCCUGAUGCUCUCCUUGCACUGCUCCCGGGGUAGCUGAGAGCAGAGCUGAAGUCAAAGACAAACCUCCUCGGGAGAAGGACACCUUCUGUGCCGUUCCCUUAGACUCAUGCAGGCGUUUGUACCCAGGUGCUGGGCUACUGUGUGGCAGCAGGACUCUUCUUCGGCACCUUUCCUUGCAUCAGGCUAUACCUCCUUGGAGUGCAGUGUUGAUGCCUAUUGACAGUGGCUGCUCCGCUUCAGCUUGUGCGGUCCAGCUGUGUUGUGAUGGAGUGGCUGUCCCUUCCAGACAGCAUUUCUCCCAACAGAGCCCCUGGGCUGGUGAAAUCCAGCACAGCAGCCCUCGCUGUUGCCUUAUGUUGGCACAGUUAUGUCUGUCUGGUAUUUCCUAGACCAUUUCUUUUUUUCUUCCUGUUCCUUUGAAGGUGUUGCACUGCACUUUCCCCUUCUUUGAAGGGGAAAACACCUAGAAAAAAGUUCGGGGCUCCUUCAUGCAGUUGCAUUCCUAGUUCUUUAGAAUACAAGAGUAAAGGGAAACACCGAGUCAUCUGGUCUGGCUGUGGCUCCCAUCUUGUUCCAGCUCACCCAGCUUGUCCUGCAUGAGACACAGGAGGAAAGUCUGUCCCUGCUUGACAAAAAAGAGGUCCAGGGAGGACUUGAGAAGCCCUAAUGCAUGUCCAACCACAAGGACUUGCUGAGUGAAACACAUCCAGGCGACUAUGCUUUUGCAGAGGAGGAAGACUCCUGCUCUUCUGGUCUGGAGAAUUUCCCAAGUCUGACUCAAACUGAGCAAGAAACAGCAGCAAAGGGUGGGUUCUAGGAGCAGCGGGACCUUCUGCCCCUCAAACUCCAGUAUUUGUGAAGGAAGGAGGCUGGCCAGGGUUGUGGUAGCAACAAGGAGGGAGGGUGGCCCUGCUCGACCCUUCCUGCCGGCACAGCCCCGAGCGCCAGGCCAGGCGUGAGCAGGCACCGUGCUGUGUCGAGGGCAACGCAGCGCCUCUCUUCCCUGGGCCCGCUGGGGAAAGGGAUGCAUGAGGGUUGUAGACUUAAAGGGCAGAAGGGACCAACGCUCUGGUCAGAUGGAAAGUGGAUUACAGCCCAUCGUCUAGGAGGACAGUGAACCUUCCUUUCAGGCACAGGCUUGGGAGCCAGCCCCAGAACAGCAGCAAAGAGAAGGUGGCCUCUGCUGCUUUCUUUAUAGCCAAUGUCCCUGCGCGGCUUCCUUGCCUCUACUUUUCUCCCGGAGUCUUGAGUCCUGUCCCAAGACAGGAAACUGCACAAAGCACGCAAGCUGCCCCUGCUGCUUUUACAGGGUGGCAGUGGGAGCAACAGGCUGGAGGGGAUGGAACAGAUUUGGGUGGGUAACGGUUGUACUGUAUUCUUCCUUGGGGUGUGCUGGAGGAGUGCUGGUAAAAGGAGGACGUUGCAGAUGGGCCUAUUGUCUCCCGAGGAGUUCUGGCCAUGCAGGUGAUGCAGGAAAAGCAUUUCAAUAUUGAUGUGGAGGCUGCCAAAGGUGCUAGCAAUGUUAAAGCAUUUUUAGUAUUAGGCUUUCAGCUGGUGGCAGGGUAUGACCCUA
This is a messenger RNA of Egretta garzetta (little egret), 3039 nucleotides long. It is a transcript of the gene PYCR1, whose product is annotated as pyrroline-5-carboxylate reductase 1. The transcript is spliced from 5 exons. Gene Ontology annotation, biological process: L-proline biosynthetic process. NCBI's taxonomy places the organism in Eukaryota, Metazoa, Chordata, Aves, Pelecaniformes, Ardeidae. The record is from RefSeq and is a predicted model, not a curated record. Bases 1 to 666 code for a protein of 221 amino acids. Gene Ontology annotation, molecular function: pyrroline-5-carboxylate reductase activity.